UCUCAGCCAAUCACAGAAGCCCGUCUACAUGGAUCACAAACAGCGUGUUAGGUUGUCUCUGUUCAGUGUUGUCAUACCCACCAUGUCUGAGCUUGUUGGUGUUUUUUAUGUUUUAUCCUGAUUAUUGAUCUCCGUUACGAUGAGUAGCUUUUGUAGAGAAGUCAUCACUCUCCAGUUGGGACAUUAUUCAAACUUUGUCGGGACUCACUGGUGGAAUUUACAGGAUGCGUCUUUAUCAUACGAUCCAGAUGGGCCGCCGAGUGAGAUCCAGAGCGAUGUCUUGUUUCGUGAAGGACAGACUCUGGGCGGACAUGUCACUCACACGCCUCGCCUCAUUGCCAUGGAUCUCAAAGGAAGUCUUCGGACUCUACGGCAGGAGGGAAGUCUGUAUGACGCCGGCAAGGACACCUCUGCCGUCACAUGGGAUGGAAGCCUCAUGGUGCACAGAGAAAGUCCUCCUGAUAAGAACCCCUUUCUUGACGAUCUGGACAAGUUGGAUAGAGGGGAGAUCCUCGCUGAAGUUGAUUUUUACUCCAGUCCCCAGCCUCAGCGCUCUGCAGGUGCAGUGAGUGUGAACACUGUGAACAGCCAGCUGGCUCGAGUCCAGAAGGCCUACAGGCUAGAGGGCAGCGUGAAGGUGUGGUCCGACUUCCUCCGGAUCCACCUGCACCCUCGCACCAUCUCUGUCAUCCACCAGUACAACCAUGACGGGGAGUCUCAGCGUCUGGAGGCUUUUGGCCAGGGAGAGGCUCUCCUGCAGGGGUCGGUGCUCGAGCAGCUGGAGGACAAACUGCACUUCUUCGUAGAGGAGUGUGAUUACCUUCAGGGUUUCCAGGUUUUUUGUGACCUGGCUGAUGGCUUCGCAGGCCUGGGGUCAAAGGUCACAGAGAUGCUGCAGGACUCUUAUGGUGGCAGAGGCAUCCUAACCUGGGGGUUAGCACCUGUCAGUCACCCGGAUUCAACUCCAAUGAAGGACCUCUACCACAUGUUGAACUGCACAAUAGGGACCGUCCACAUGGCCAGUCACAGCUCUUUCUUCUGCCCGUUGACCCUGCGUGGUGGACUAGGCAGACGACCGUCCGCUCCCCCUGCAUUCCCACACCUCAAUUAUGAUCCCUCAGUGUGGUACCACUCCAGCGCUGUGCUGGCUUUGGCCCUCGAUGCCCUCACUUUGCCUUACAGGCUGAAGAACAACAGCGUCCCCAUGUGGCAGGUGGCAGACUCACUCGCCGUGUCUGGGAGAAAGGUGGUGGCGGCUUACGGCGCCCUCCCCUUUCCCAUGAUGCACGGCAGCUGUCUCCCCGACGCCCUGAGUGCCUGCGCAGAUGCGUUGCCAUGGAAACCUCUAUCUGCUUGCUCCGAACCCGGCGACGGUCGAUGCUACGGCCAGUGGGCGACGCUCAGAGGCUUCGAGGGUCAGAGACUCAUCAGCUCUCACGCUCGAGGGACUAAACCGCCCACUCCUCUGCACAGCCUCCACAGCGGUGAAGACGUCCUGGAUUCCUACAUCAGAUCUUUCUAUCCUACAGCUCCUCUGGCUCUGCAGUUGGUGUCUGAACCCAGCAAGCUGACGCCACCUUUCCCUCAGAUAUUCAGCCAGUCCCUCUAUGCUCAGGGUUUCCUGCAGAGCCAGCGUUUCCCUCCUGGCGUGCCGGCCCCCGUGGUCUCCUCUGCACCCGUCAUGACGUCUCUCCAGUCAGGGCCUGCGCUUGGCCCGUGGCUGUCCGAGCUGCAUCGCGGAGCCACCACUUCGGACAUCCGUCGCGCGGUCCCCAGCUUCCUCUCCCAGGGGCCCGAAAUGGCCGACUACGAGGAGGCCCUGGAGGAGCUGCGCCUGAUGGCCAGGUGUUACCGCGACGACAGCGGCGGGGUGAUGCGCUCUUCCUCAGAAGAGGAUGAUGAUGACUGACACUGGCAGUCUCAGGGCCGUGGUCUGGAUAGACUGAUGACUGCUUAGCUGACUGGCAUCAAGCCUGCAUGCACUCCGACGGACAGAGCGACGAAGAGGAGCUGGGCCUCAGGAUUACAUGGUAACGGAAAGAGGUGAAACCUGCUCAUAGGUUGAAAACAGACUUGGAGACUACAAGACACGGAUGAGGGAUUAUUAGGAAGUUGGACCUCUACGUGUGUAGUAUUCAGUGAGGUGAAGGAUGAAGCAUCAUGUGACUGUAUGGAUUCUGGUUACUGACUGUUUAUCUGUAAUUAACUGUUUUAUACGAAGUAUACACGAUAAAAUGACUGAAAAUACAUUGACAUGUAUGUCACACCUCUGUUUUGGGCACAGGUUGUUCUGACCACCUGAAAGAGUUCAUAGCACAGAUGUUUAGAGUGAUAAGGGUGCUCCGACGAAUCGAUCGACAUUUGUUCUUCUUUGUAAAAGCCGAUCAGAUGACGCAUUGAUUCUGAUAUGAAACGUUUUCAACUCAUUUUCCUGCUUUCUCACCUGCUCUUUAAUCUGCUCUGAGAGCGACACAGCUGGACACAAGUGAAUCUGUCAAGAAAACACACUGAUAAUCUAUAAAAGAUAUACGGUACUAUAAAUGAUCUGAUUCCGUUAAAUGAUUCAAAUAUGCAUUCCCUGCUUA
Messenger RNA from Sebastes umbrosus (honeycomb rockfish), 2585 nucleotides. RefSeq names its product misato mitochondrial distribution and morphology regulator 1 (gene msto1). The transcript has 14 exons. Gene Ontology annotation, biological process: mitochondrion distribution. Gene Ontology annotation, cellular component: cytoplasm. NCBI's taxonomy places the organism in Eukaryota, Metazoa, Chordata, Actinopteri, Perciformes, Sebastidae. The coding region runs from base 140 to 1909 and encodes 589 amino acids. The record is from RefSeq and is a predicted model, not a curated record.